Messenger RNA from Panicum hallii, 1359 nucleotides. RefSeq lists its product as uncharacterized. NCBI's taxonomy places the organism in Eukaryota, Viridiplantae, Streptophyta, Magnoliopsida, Poales, Poaceae. The coding region runs from base 121 to 1053 and encodes 310 amino acids. The transcript has 5 exons. The record is from RefSeq and is a predicted model, not a curated record.
CCACGGGUCCACAGUGGCUGCCCUCUCUAGUCUCUACCAACCGUCCCCUUCCCGACAGCCUCGCCUAUCGCCGGCGUCCGGCGAUCGCCGGCACCCGAGGAUGGACCAUCCAUCCACGUGAUGGAUCCGCCAGCACCCUCGCCGCGGCCCCCUGCGGGCGAGGGGGCACAGCAAGAGGAGCGGAGCGGGCGGGGUCCUAGGUCUGCUCUCCGUGGCGCUCUCGGAGUGGCCUUCCCCAUCGCGGCCUCGUUCCUCUUCUCCUUCCUCGUCGGGCUCGCUGGGCUCGCGCUUGGUGGCCUCUCAUCCACUGCAUCCGUCUCCAUGCCCUCCACCUGCCGCAUCCUCUCCACCGGCGUUGACCUUAGGUCAUCAAAAGUUUGUGAGCUUGGAUUAUUGAACUAUAGAGCUAAGCAUGUCUUUUACCCAUCAAGUAAGAGAAGAUUCCGCUGCCACGAUGACUACUACUGGGCUUCAAUUUUCCAGGUUGAAUACACAGAAUAUUUUUCUGGCCAAGUAUCUUAUGCUGUGGCAGAGACCCCGAAAGAGGCUCUUCCUCAUAAUUGUCGACCUGAUUUUGGUGCUGCGUGGUCUACAACAUUAAAGUUCAAGGUCAACGAAUCGUACAGCUGCAGAUAUACGCUAGGCGGUAACAAGGCUGAUAUUCACUCAGACAAGCUAUUCAAUUGUACUGCUGAGGAACCUUCAACAAGGGAGAUUCUCAAAAGGAUACUUACACUGUUCUCAGAGUCGUAUGUGUCAGAAGAUUUCAGUUCAAAACGAAUGCUUGGAUAUGUCGCAGCAGGUGUCUUGCUCGGCAUGUUGAGUUCGAUGUUCAUUACUGUCUUAUUUAGAGGCUGCUAUGGAUUAUUGCUUGCUGCUGCUAGGUGGACCGUGAGGAAGCAUAGCAUGAGGGUGUUUGCUGGUCGGCUGAAGCGUGCCUGCCUUCUUGUUGCAUAUGUAUCUGCUGUGGGCUGGAUUACCUUGCAGUAUAGCAAAUUUAUCGGAUUGAAAGAACUUUUGUCGGAUUCUGAACUCAUGGAGAGGUUCUUUUGAACUGUAGAUGUAUGUGCCGGUGUAUAUUGUUGUACUUGUAAUACCAGUCGGUUCCUAAGAGGUCUUUUAGGUUGACCUGGAACCAAUCCCCUGUUGUGCUAGGAUGUGCAUGCUGGGAACACUGCUGCUCUCUCACAGACAGACACACACGUCUUGCAUGCCACAGUUUAUCAAGGAUAGCUAGCUAACGUCACAGAUGAUGCAUCUUUUUUCCUUUGAAAAUUUGUAUACUGCAAACUGCUGAGAAAGAUUCCACUUGAAUACUUGAUGACCAGUUCUCAAUACACUUGCUUGCCCUUUUGGCCC